UUAGAAAAUUCUAUAUGUCUUUUUAAAACCCACAAACACUCAAAUUAUUUGACGGAAAAUUAAAUUGUUGCUACUAUAAACGGAAAAGGUGUUAAAAAGCCAAUCUAUAGUCAUAUAUUUAAAUUAGAAUAAGUAAUAUUUUGAUAAAAGCUCUAGCCGACUUCUAAUAAAAAUUUCUAAUAUUUCUCUUCUUCUUUUCUCCAUUUCUUUCAUUUGCUGAUUUAUUGCUUUGAUCUAUCUCUACAAACUCCAAAAGUCCCAAUCGAGAAAAAAAAAUUGAAAAAAAAAAACAUAGUAUACCAAAAUAUAAUAAAUAACCUAAAUUUAGAGCACCUUAUUGUAAUUUUCCAAGCAAAAUAAAAAUCUAGGUUUUAGUUUAAUUGGCUCCUCACUACUCCACAACCCAUCAUCGCCUACUUAUUUAAGAAGUAGGUAAUAUUUUAAGAAGCCAAAAGCCCUACUUAUUUUUUAUUUUCACAAUAAAAAUGGCGAAGAAUAAAACUCGCGGCCGUAGCAACGCCACUAGUCGGAGGCUCAAGAUGUACAAUAAUAGGCCAAAACGUGAUCGUAAAGGCAAAAUAUUAAAGCAUGAUUUUCAAUCAAAGAAGCUUCCAUCAACACGUAUACAGCCAGAUCCCCGUUGGUUCAUCAAUACUCGGGUGAUCAGUCGGGAGAAAUUGGAAUCCUUUAGAGAAAAGAUCGAUUCUCGGCUUUCCAGUAACUACAAUGUUAUAUUGAAUGAAGGGAAAUUGCCCAUGUCCCUUUUGAAUGAUCACAACAAGAAAGGAAAAGCUCGUUAUCUUGACAGUGAGGCUUCUGCCGAUGCUUUAGGAGCUAAGACAAAGAGGAAAACCCCGAAACAUUUUGAAUCAUCAGCCAAGAAGGCUGAUAUGUCUUAAGAUGCUCCUCCCACAGUUCGUGAAGAGACAAGACAAUCUAAAUCCAACAUUUUUUCCAAGAAGAGUCCGAGCAAUUUUCAAGGAUUAUGAAACUGAAGAUGCAAACGAGAAGCCAAUAUAAGAUUAGAUAACUCAUUUUCUUAGCAAAUUAAUAACCAUUAUGGUACUUAGGUCUCAUUUGUUUUUCCUUUUUGUUUUUGGCUGACAUUCACUUUUCAGUAGAAGCUUUUUUUGGCUUGUGAUACAGUGGGUAAAUUCUAAUCUCAGACGAUUUAAGACAA
This is a messenger RNA of Lycium barbarum (goji berry), 1180 nucleotides long. Its product is annotated as nuclear/nucleolar GTPase 2-like. The record is from RefSeq and is a predicted model, not a curated record. The coding region runs from base 486 to 899 and encodes 137 amino acids. Gene Ontology annotation, cellular component: nucleolus. NCBI's taxonomy places the organism in Eukaryota, Viridiplantae, Streptophyta, Magnoliopsida, Solanales, Solanaceae. The transcript has 4 exons.